Molecule: messenger RNA, 2942 nt
Organism: Tyto alba (common barn owl)
Lineage: Eukaryota; Metazoa; Chordata; Aves; Strigiformes; Tytonidae
Gene: UBE2QL1
Product: ubiquitin conjugating enzyme E2 Q family like 1
Exons: 2
Coding region: 759-1745 (328 amino acids)
Source: RefSeq, a predicted model, not a curated record
CCCCGCCGCGGCGGUGCCGCCGGGCGCGCAGCCAGCGCGUAGGGGGGGCUACGGCAGGGGCGUCCUGAGCGGCCCCUCUCCCCACGCCGCCCCGUCCGGAGCUCCGCCGCCGCGGGGGAGCGCGGAGGCGGUGGCGGCCGACCUCCCCCUCCCCCCUCCACCCCCCCCCCCAAACCCUCCCCCUUCCGCGGGGGGAGGUGCCCGGCGCGGCGCGGCGCGGGGACCGGCCCGCCGGGGAUUGGCUUGGCCGGGUGGGAGCCGAAGGUGGUGGGGGAAGCCAUCUGCAGCGCAGGCGAUUUCGCCCGCUCUGGGCGGUGGUGGUGGUGGGAGGGUGGCUCUCCCUUGCGGGUGGUUUGUGGUUGGUUUUGUUGUUGUUUUUUUUUUUUUUUUUCCCCUUGCUCCUUUUUUUUUUUUUUUUCACCCCCCCCCCUUUUCGCGGGAUCAUGGCCACGGCAGCGGGGCCGUGAUAUCCCCGGGAGCAGCCCCGCUGCUGCAAUGCUGCCCGCAGCAGCCCUAGCGAGGGGAGGUGUUUGAGCGGCGGCCGGCGGCCGCGCACCCUCCCCGCGGCACCGCCGCCGCCUUCUCCCUCCCCGCCGGCCCCUGCGCCUACACCGGCGGGAGAGGGCCCUCGCCGCCGGCCUCCCUGCCCGCGAACAGCAAAUCCGCCGAGCAGGGCUUUAAAUUAACAAUAAUAAUAGCACACGCACACACACACGCACCGCCGCCACGCAUAAAGGGAGAGGAGAGCCGCGCACAACAUGGCCACUCUGCUGCGGAAAAUCGGGCUGAUCCGGCUGCACAACCGGGACACGGAGGACCCCAAGCACCACCACCACCACCACCGCAGCAGCAGCAGCCAGCAGGGCUCCUCGCUGAGGGGCAGGGGCAACCAGAAGAACAGCAGCAACAAGCCGCAGCCGCAGGGCCCCCCCGGCGGCGGCGGCGGCUGCAGCAGCAGCAGCAGCAGCAGCAGCAGCGAGAGCAGCCCCGGGGGCCACAAGAACAAGAAGGCGCCGGAGCUCGCCAAGCAGCCCCCGCAGCCGCGCUCGGGAGACGGCAGGGAGAAGCCGCGGGAGGCGGCCCGGGAGCCUGGCGCCGGUAAGGAGGCGGCGCAGCGGCCCGGUCCCGGCUCCGGCCCCGGCCCCGGGUCGGGGUGCGGGUCGGGGCCGGCACCGCUGGUGCCGCUGCCGUCGGGGUCGGGGCCGCUGGCCCCCGCGGGCCGGCAGCAGCACUGCACGCAGGUGCGGACCCGGCGGCUGAUGAAGGAGCUGCAGGACAUCGCGCGGCUCAGCGACCGCUUCAUCUCGGUGGAGCUGGUGGACGAGAGCCUCUUCGACUGGAACGUGAAGCUGCACCAGGUGGACAAGGACUCGGUGCUGUGGCAGGACAUGAAGGAGACCAACACGGAGUACAUCCUGCUCAACCUCACUUUCCCCGACAACUUCCCCUUCUCGCCGCCCUUCAUGAGGGUGCUCAGCCCCCGCCUGGAGAACGGCUACGUCCUCGACGGCGGAGCCAUCUGCAUGGAGCUGCUCACCCCCCGCGGCUGGUCGAGCGCUUACACCGUCGAGGCCGUCAUGAGGCAGUUUGCGGCCAGCUUGGUCAAGGGGCAGGGCCGUAUCUGCAGAAAAGCUGGCAAAUCAAAAAAGUCAUUCAGUCGAAAGGAAGCUGAAGCAACAUUUAAGAGUUUGGUGAAGACCCAUGAAAAAUAUGGGUGGGUCACCCCACCCGUCUCUGAUGGCUGAUGUUAGCAACCUGCACUUGACAAAAAUGCUGAACAAAAGUACUGUGACGUCUCCUCAGUGCUGUACGCCAUCCAUCCUUUUCUACUUCAGCUUCAAUUACAUACCAUGAAUGUCAAGGAGACAUCUAAGUUAUUUAUGAACAGAUGUGUUUACAGAGGGAGAGAAAAAAAAAUGCUGUGUAGGAUUACAUUUCAAGACUGGAGAAUGGUCAUCAUUGAAGUCACUUGAACGGAUGCUGAGAUUGCGUCAUUUGCCCCCAUACAGCCCACAUUGUCUUCAGCUUCUUUCCAUGACAGCAGCACCAAACAGCAGUACUGGAAAGUUUAUCCAUUACUGCUCAGUUCAUUUAAAUGUAAAUGAAACAGUUAAUAUUUAAUAGGGAAGCAGUGCAUUGCAGGUACAUGUUUGCUGUGCUGUUUAUCUUUGUCUCCUAGCAGGUCAACAUAACUUGAAGAUUUGUCUUUAUGUGGAACUGUGGUCUGCUGUGACUAAAUUUAGACCUCAUUUGUGCUCUAUAUAUGACCUUUAAUUCAUAAAUGAAACCAGAAUUAAAAUGCUGAAAGGUCCUAGUGUUGAAAAAUUAAGUGGAAUCACCCAAAUGGUUACAAUGUGCUAUCUAUGCUGAUAUUGUGAUGUGCUAUUUGGAAAUAAACCCAGUACAGUUAGCUGAAGGUUAGGUGGUUUUUUUAAACUCAUCCACACCAGGGCUUAGAGUGGUUGGUUGGUGGUAGCAGAACCAUUAUUACCCUGCUGGUACCUUCUGCAGUAGCAUGUGGCCUGUCAAUUCUUCAAAAUGGCAAAACAAAUGAAUGGAAAUGGACAAAGCAACCUUAAAAAAUUAUCUGCUUAAUUUUUAAAUGAUAUGCCAGUAACAGAGUAAAAGUUUUCAAGGCAAAUGGAACAUGGUUUAUAAGAUGAUUUGCAUGACUGGAGUUUUCUUUUUUCUUCUCACUCAAUAGACAUUGUAUGUACUUAGAGCCCAAUAUUGGAGAAAACCCACUGAUGUAUAUAAAUGUCCUAUUAUUUAAUCAUUAAGAUUUAAGUUUUCUGGUAAACAAAUUGAAAAAAACUUUCCAAGGGACUCCAUAAAAGCUGAAGGUAAUGUUUAGAAUGGUAUAAGAAAAAUAUUAAAAAAAACGCGGAUUCUGAAUGGAAAAUCGUAUGGGACACAUGCUGAAUAAAAUCACCAGUAUCGUU